AGGCAAUCCUGUGGGUGGUAACAAACUAUUAGUCAGAAUUCAGAACAAACUGCUAAUUUUGGAGGACAGUGAAUAAAAAAAAAAUUAUCUUUCAGUUUCUUCCAUUUUAUUUUAUUUUAAUCUAUAAAUUUUUAUCAUCUUCUUUCUUAAUAUUGCUGGCAAUUAUUUCUGCAACAGAAACUAUAAAUCUGAUACUAUUGUAUAAGCCAAGUGAAUGAGUUAUUAUCACCAACUGUAAAAAUUGAGAUGAGAUAUUGGUUGUUGUUUUAGACAUGGAUAAAUCAGAUGAGAAAACGAUGGAAACUGCAACAACAGUGAGUUAUGAUGCUUACUUUGAGACGAUUCAGAGUAGGAAAAAACUGUCCGCUUCCUUACAAGAGACUUUCACUGCUGCAUUUGCCAGCAUUCCUGUUUCAUCCUUCCCACAAGUUCCUGGUGGCAAAGUGAUAGAAAUCUCAGCGGAAACAUCCAUAUCUGAUGCUGUAAAGAUACUUUCUGAAUGCAACAUACUCUCAGCUCCAGUAACGAAUCCGGAUAAAGCUGACAGCAGUGAUUGGAAGGAGAGGUAUCUUGGGAUCAUAGACUAUUCAGCGAUCAUAUUGUGGGUACUAGAAGGUGCUGAGCUUGCUGCUGUAGCUUUAUCUGCUAGUUCAGCUACAGCUGCUGGAGUAGGGGCAGGUGCAGCAGGGGCUCUAGGAGCAGUGGCACUAGGUGCUACAGGCCCAGCCGCGAUUGCUGGGUUAACAGUUGCAGCAGUUGGGGCAGCCAUGGCAGGUGGCUUUGCAGUGGACAAAGGGAUGGGAAAGGAUGCUCCGACAGCUGCUGAUCAGUUAGGUGAUGAUUUCUACAAAGUGAUUCUACAAGAAGAACCAUUCAAGUCAACCAAGGUCAGGGAAAUUGUUAAGUCAUUCAGAUCCACACCAUUCCUUCCAGUUUCAACUGAAAGCAAUAUGUUAACAGUUUUAUUGCUUUUAUCGAAGUAUAGAAUGAGAAAUGUACCAGUAAUUGAACCAGGGAAGGCUUUUAUGAAGAACUUCAUCACUCAAUCUGCUGUUGUGAGAGGCCUUGAGGGAUGUGGUGGACGAGAUUGGUUUGAUUGCAUUGCUGCCCAUCCCAUUUCUGAAUUGGGCCUUCCUUUUAUGUCACGCGAUCAGGUUGUAAGCAUAAACAGCAGUGAUCUGAUUUUGGAGGCGUUUAAGCGGAUGAAGGACCACCACAUUGGUGGCCUUCCAGUUGUGGAGGGACCAAAGAAGAAGAUCAUUGGUAAUUUGAGCAUGAGAGAUAUCAGAUACUUGUUACUCCAGCCCAAUCUUUUCUCCACCUUUAGGCAUCUUACAGUAAAUGACUUCAUGAAGACAGUUUCCUUGAUGAGCCAAGAGGAAGGGAAAGUUACCCAACCGAUAGCAUGCAAGACGAACACCACCCUUGGCGAUGUUAUCCACAGCUUGGCUUCCAAGUCAGUUCACAGGAUUUAUGUGACAGCUGAGGAAGAUGAAGUUGUUGGUGUUAUUACACUUAGAGAUGUUAUUUCUUGCUUCAUCUAUGAACCUCCAAACUACUAUGAUGAAUACUUGGGUUAUUCUGCAGAGGAGUUGCUCGAGAAGUGAAAUCUCUUUUUUGUUUUUGAUUAAAUUAAAUGCCUAUAUUUUUGCCUUGUAGAAUUUUGAGUUGCAAGCCUUGCAAUUGCUCAAGUUACACAUUGUCUUAUCAAUAUACUAUUAGUUGAUACAAGAAGUUUUUACAUA
Molecule: messenger RNA, 1745 nt
Organism: Chenopodium quinoa (quinoa)
Lineage: Eukaryota; Viridiplantae; Streptophyta; Magnoliopsida; Caryophyllales; Amaranthaceae
Product: SNF1-related protein kinase regulatory subunit gamma-1-like
Exons: 6
Coding region: 273-1607 (444 amino acids)
Source: RefSeq, a predicted model, not a curated record